GUCCAUUUUCUUCAGCCGUUCUUCACUCACUCACUCACUCACUCCAAGGAGAAGCUGUCGGAGCGGAGGGCGCAGCAGCAGCUCCCUGCCCGCACACCCGCCGCGCCGCGCCUUAGAGCGCGUCCCCACACACGGAGAGAGGAUCACGGCAGAAGCGCCGGAGGAGCUGCGAUAUCCAGGACGCUUCCAGGUUGCCGCGCCCCAUUGAAAACGGGACGCGACCGACUCGUGCUGUUUGCUUGGAUGCUAUGCGCUUCAUAAACAGAGACGCGUGUGUUGGUGAAUUAAUAGCGCUUGUUGAGGAAAACGCCUUACUGGCACUUUGCUGAGAAGAGGAAAGCAAAGCUCUAGUGAGGAUUUCAUUUGCAUUGACCACAGGGGUGGUGCACUGGAGUGGAUAUAACUCGAGAAAAUGAUGUAUUUUACGCAAAGUAAAUGAUCAUUCGUGCAUGAACUUUUCCUCUGACAAUGUGAAUCAAGGAAAAUACGAUGCAUAUUGGAGUGAUUUUUCAGCACAUUGGCUCAUUGAAGAUGCAGGUGCUGCUUUUAAGAACGAUAUUUCUCAUCGCUGGGUGUCCACAUGUUAUGCUGCAUGGAGAAAACCAUUAUGCACACACCAAAGCAACUAGCAACAUUGCUCUAAGGAGUUCUCAUGAUCCAAAACUCAAUCCUGUGAGACAUCAAGCCACAGGUACACCUGCCUUUGACGGCAAGCACACUUCAGAGGACAACAGUAACCUGUCCUCGCAUCUGUGGAUUUUGGAAAGCAAAGGUAAACAUGGAUACAGACAUCUCUUGUCAAACAGAACACAUGGGGUCAGGGAGAAUGGCAUGAAUCUGCACAAGCGCUUGCGGCGACAUAAAAGGAAAAAGUUAAAUGGUGAGGUGCCAGCUACCAUGGGAACGGUAAGUGGAUACAAUAGCUCCAAACCGAAUUCAAUGAGCAAGAGAGGGGACCACGAGAGAAACCACAGACGCAAAAGAGGCACAAAGGAACACCACAAGAAAACAUUUAAGAGCGUGAAAAGGGGCCCAAAUAAAGGCGGUGGCCAUUUGGUACCACCCGAAACUUAUUAUAGUGCCCUGACAUCGUCUUUAACCCUUUGGGAACCAAUGCCAAAGCCUUUGGCUCUCACCUCCACAGAUUUUCCCUUUGAUCUCACCAGACAUACUGAAUUUCAAACCAAACAGGUAGAUGACCCUUGGGAUGCAACGCCAAUGACACCUCCAUAUGCAGAGGAUGAGGAGAGUGCAUUUUUCCCCAACCCUUUUUACCCCGUUACUAGCGAGACUUAUGGGGCGUAUGCAAUCGCUAUAGUUGCAGUCCUUAUUUUCGUUGUUGGAAUAACAGGAAACAUUGCAAUAAUGUGCGUUGUGUGCCAUAAUUACUACAUGAGGAGCAUCUCAAAUGCUCUUCUGGCCAACCUCGCCAUUUGGGACUUGGCGCUGAUACUGUCUUGCCUGCCUCUCGUGGUUUUUCACGAACUGACUAAGACCUGGCUGUUGGGCCACUUCACCUGUAAAGUUAUACCGUAUAUUGAGGUGGCCUCCCUAGGUGUCACCACAUUCACCCUGUGCGCACUCUGCAUCGACCGUUACCGUGCUGCCACCAACGUGCAGAUGUACUAUGAGAUGAUUGAGAACUGCACGUCCACCGCUGCCAAGUUGGCGGUCAUUUGGAUCGGUGCCUUACUUCUCGCUCUGCCCGAGCUCCUGAUCCGCCAGCUGGUGUCGGAAAAUGGCGAAGGCACAGUAGACGACCCUGCAUCGGAACGCUGCCUGAUUCGCAUCUCAACUUCCCUUCCCGACACGCUUUAUGUGCUGGGCCUGACCUACGAGGGCGCUCGUCUGUGGUGGUGCUUCGGUUGCUACUUCUGCCUGCCAACGCUUUUCACCAUCGGCAGCUCGGUCGCAACAGCCCACCGAAUACGUCGUGCUGAGCGGGACUGCGCUAGAGGCAACAAAAAGCAAAUCCGAUUGGAAAGCCAAAUGAACUGCACCGUAGUGGCACUCGCGAUCGUCUACGGUGCAUGCGUGGUUCCUGAGAACGUGUGCAACAUGGUUUCCGCAUACAUGGCGGCAGGAGUUCCGCAGAGCACUAUGGCGUUGUUGCACCUUCUCAGCCAACUGCUGCUUUUCCUGCGGGCGGCCGUUACGCCAGUGCUGCUGCUCUGCCUCUGCAGGCCGUUCGGUCGUGCCUUCCUGGAAUGCUGCUGCUGCUGUUGUGUGGACAUGUGCGGAAUUGCAGCCCACUCUUCGGCCACAGCGAGCGACGACAACGAGCACGAGUGCACCACCGAACUUGAGCUGUCGCCAUUUAGCACUAUACGGCGAGAAAUGUCAAACUACACCGCGACUGGAUCGCACUGCUGAGUUUGCACUAUUUGUAUGCUUGUUUGCGUGCAUUUUAGUGCCAACAUUGUCACACCUUGUUCUGUGAAAGCAGUCUUGCCUGUGUAAAUACUUGUACCACAACUGAUAUGUUGCUCUUUUGUAGAAAAUAAUGUAGACUGAAAAUUAUUAAAUAACUUUUUUGCACAAUAGUCUUUAAUAUAUAUACAGUGUGUGUAUAUAUAUAUAUAUAUAUAUA
Messenger RNA from Xyrauchen texanus (razorback sucker), 2590 nucleotides. Its product is annotated as prosaposin receptor GPR37-like. Gene Ontology annotation, biological process: adenylate cyclase-inhibiting G protein-coupled receptor signaling pathway; positive regulation of MAPK cascade. Gene Ontology annotation, cellular component: signaling receptor complex; plasma membrane. Gene Ontology annotation, molecular function: prosaposin receptor activity; G protein-coupled peptide receptor activity. The transcript is spliced from 2 exons. The record is from RefSeq and is a predicted model, not a curated record. The coding region runs from base 490 to 2373 and encodes 627 amino acids. Lineage: Eukaryota; Metazoa; Chordata; Actinopteri; Cypriniformes; Catostomidae.